GUACCUCAUCUUUCUAUGUCUUAUACAAUUUUUGAAUCCUUAAUGGUUCUAACAUUUCGGUGUAUACAUACACACAUAGGAACUCUAGGGUUUUGAAGCUGAAUGUCUCUCCUUUUAUGCUUUAGCUUGAAUUCUGUUUGACUUUUUUGUUCUCUACUAUGGAUAUAAAGAUGAAUAUAUAUGUAGAGUUUAAACACUUUAUUCGUUCAUGUCCUCUAAUUAAUCCGAAACAUAAGCUUAUGAUACCUUUUGUUGCUUGAAAGAUCUUAUUUUUCAUCUCCCCAAGUUCAGUGUUGUUCUUUGUAUGUUGCAAUUGUUAUUAUACAAAACUUGAAUUUGUAAAAUUUUUUGUAAAAGUUGUAAGAUCGAGGAAGAGAGAUGUAGAAAGAUUUUAGUGGUGGAGUUGAACUUUUUAGGAUUGGUUAUUAUUUGUUCAGAAUAUUUCUUGCUAAGGUGGUAAAUUUCCAUCCUGGGUUUUACACCUUUUGUUGACUUGCUGGUCAUGGAUAGAAAUUUGGGAAGGGAUUAUCCUUCAAGGAAUGUAACCAUAGACGAUGAUGAAACCCUUUCAGUUUUUUCGGAUCAGAAUUUGUUGGAUGAUUUUAAUGUUGGUAGUAAUUACGAAAAUCAAAACUUUGUUCAAAUUCCUCCACUUCCGUCUGAUUCAGACUGUAAUAGUUUAAUUCAGUCGUAUAGUGUGAAUUCGGGGGGUGAUUCUCAUGAGGACUGUGAUUUGAGUGAUGUGGUCCUUAAGUACAUAAGUGAGAUGCUUAUGGAAGAAGAUACAGAAGAGAGGCCAUGUCUGUUUCAAGAGUCUGCCGCUCUUCAGGCUGCUGAGAAAUCGUUCUAUGAGGUCAUUGGGGAGAAGUACCCUCCUUCACCUGAUCGCCAGCCGAUGCCUAAUAUAGAUCGAAAAACCAAAAGCCCUGUUGAAAAAUGUGUUGGAGAUUGCAGCAAUUGUUAUGGUAGUGACAUUGCUGGUGAUGGAGACUUGUCAUGCCCAAGUUGGGUUCCUCAUCUUAGUGAGUAUGAUUCAUCCUAUGUAGAAAGUUUUUCUGUGGACCUUGCUUCACAGACCACUUCUCAGCCUUCCUACAGCAUGUCGAGUAGCACUGGUCCUGUGGAUUCACUAGAGAGUACCUUCAGUAUUUCUGAUAUGUUUAGGGAUGGCCAGUCUGUUAUGAAGUCUAAAAAGGGGGUUGAGGAGUCAAGUUCCUUCCAACCUAAUGGCAACGGAUACUUUGCCAAAUGGGGGAGUACUGAGUCGGUUGUGAAGGAUCAAAAGGAAGAGAUUAAGGGUGUGAUAAUCCAAAUGGAGAAGAAGUAUGAGAACGAUUGCUCCAUUGAUGGAUCAAGGGGAAGGAAGAAUCAUCAUCGUGGAGAUUCGGAUGUCGAGAGAAGGAGUAACAAGCAGUCGGCAUUCUACACUGAAUCAACUGUGAGACCAGAAAUGUUUGAUAUGGUGCUGCUAUGUAAUGCAGGGCAAAGUGAAGCUGCUCUUCGUGAAACUUUGCAGAAUGGAAAAAGUAAAAUUCUGCCACAAAAUGGUCAAUCAAAGGGAUCUAAUGGUGGUAAGAAGGGAGGUAAAAGAGAAGUGGUGGACUUGAGAACUAUGUUGACACUCUGUGCACAAGCGGUUGCAGCUGAUGAUCGAAGGACCACAAAUGAGUUUCUGAAGCAGAUCAGGCAACAUUCUUCUCCAACAGGGGAUGGCAUGCAGAGACUGGCUUAUUAUUUUGCUGAUGGUCUUGAAGCACGCAUGGUUGGCUCUGGAACCCAGAUAUACAGAGACAUUACUAAGAUGCCAACAUCGGCUGCUGAUCUCUUGAAAGCUUACCAUCUCUUUCUUGCUGCUUGUCCCUUUAGAAAGAUCUCCAAUCUUUUCGCAAACAAGACAAUUAUGAAUAUAGCCAAAAAUGCAACCAGACUCCAUAUUAUUGAUUUUGGUAUUCUUUAUGGCUUCCAGUGGCCUUCCCUCAUACAACGUCUCUCAAAUCGCCUUGGUGGACCUCCCAAACUUCGGAUCACUGGGAUUGAUUUUCCACACCCGGGUUUCCGACCAUCAGAGUUGCUUGAGGAGACGGGAAUUCGAUUAGCUAAAUAUGCAGUGACCUUCAACGUUCCAUUUGAGUUCCAUUGCAUUGCACAGAAGUGGGAAACAAUCCAGAUAGAGGAUCUUAAGAUUGAAAAAGAUGAGGUGCUCGUAGUGAACUCUCUAUUCAGACUUAGGAAUCUACUUGAUGAGACUGUGGUGUUGGACUGUCCAAGGGAUUCUGUUCUGAAGCUUAUCAGGAAUAUGAAUCCAGAUAUUUUCAUCCAGGGGAUUGUAAAUGGCACUCAUAGUGCCCCAUUCUUUAUCACACGAUUCCGCGAGGCACUUUUUUACUUCUCUUCCUGGUUUGAAAUGCUUGAGACUAAUAUUCCCCUUCAAAUUCCAGAAAGAACACUGCUCGAGAAAAUGAUUUUAGGAAAGGAGGCAAAGAAUGUCAUUGCAUGUGAAGCUGCUGAGAGAAUUGAAAGGCCAGAGACAUACAGGCAGUGGCAAGUUCGGAAUCUCAGGGCUGGAUUUAGGCUGCUUGAUUUGAACGAGGAGAUCAAGAAGAUGGCCAAAGAUUGGGUGAAGUCAUCGUACCACCCAGAUUUCAUAAUUGAUGAAGACGCACAAUGGAUGUUGCUGGGAUGGAGGGGACGGAUUAUACGUGCACUUUCUUCUUGGAGGCCGGCAUAUUGAACACAUUUACCCAAUCACUGAAAAUUGGCCAGAUAUCAUUGAACAUGUCAACGCACUUUAAUAUCUUGAGCAAAUUACUGUUCAUUUCUAGACUGAUUGUUUCUGUUUAAAAUCCUAGAUGCAUACUGUCUUUCUUUUCAUCUGGUUUACUUGUAGUGCACAUGGAUAUUGUAUGUAGUCUUCCAUGUUAAGAUAUGUACAAACCUAAGGUUCAAAAUAUGCUCACUGUGUCUACUUAGCAGGCAUGGUGGGAGAAGAAUUUUGAGGUGCUGCCUUCCUAUUGUUUUGCUAUGCAGACUCCAAAUGCAGUAAGCUGUACCAGUUACCAUCAAUUCAAUGUAAAAAUCAUAAUUUACAGUUGUGAUCCUGAUACUUAUUAGACACAUUUCUGUAUGCUGUUGUGAGGAAAUGGGCAAAGUCGGAAUCCGACAGAUAAAAGGGAAAAUAAUCUGGAAGAAGAACAACCU
Ilex paraguariensis (yerba mate) is the source of this 3198-nucleotide messenger RNA. NCBI's taxonomy places the organism in Eukaryota, Viridiplantae, Streptophyta, Magnoliopsida, Aquifoliales, Aquifoliaceae. The record is from the annotation of a GenBank genome assembly.